AACAAAUUAGAAAUCCAAAGUCCAAACAAAAACAGAGAAUAAAAGGUCAGAAAUCCAAAAUGCCACUAUCUUGAUUUUGUGUUAAAAUUUUCGUUUCUUCUCAAAAAGCCAGCAUAUAACAAUUACACAUUUCCAUCUUUCCGUUGAUUUCGCUCUUCUGUUUCCGGUUCAAACAAAUCCCAUUCAGCUUCAUCUCCCGCAAUUGCCGCUACAGAGGACGAAAACAAGCCAGAAAGCGAAAGAAAGCACUAUAGAACAUUCCAAAUUUCCAAUGCUUGCUCAAUACGUAGUAUAAAAACUCAUUUCCUUCUACUGUUGUAAUCUUGCUCUGCAAUUUUCAAACCAGCUGACUUGAGUCUGGAAGCGGCAGUCCCAGAAUCUGAACGGAUCUGGGCGGAACUCAGGUUCGUGCCUGGAAGUCGUCGCUGAUCAUAUGCCUCUGCACUGCGGUGGCUGGUGACGCUGAUUAAUGGGUUGUGUGAAUGCGAAGCAGGCGGUGUCGGUGACGCCUGCUAUUGACCACUCCGGCGUGUUUCGUGGCAAUGCUGGUACGGGUAAUUCGGGAAGGAAUUUAGGUGAGUCAGACAAGAAGAAGAAGAGCGAGUCAGUGGGGCUGAGUAGAAGCGAGGUGGGUGAGUCGGGAAGGGCGAGUUCAAAUGGAGGUUGUGAGUCGUAUAGUUUCAGAUUGGGGAAUCUGCAAAAGUAUGUAGAAGGAGAGCAAGUAGCUGCGGGUUGGCCGGGUUGGCUUACCGCCGUCGCCGGUGAAGCCAUUCAGGGUUGGGUGCCCCUCCGAGCUGAUGCGUUUGAGAAACUUGAGAAGAUCGGUCAAGGAACAUACAGCAGUGUCUUCCGAGCGCGAGAACUUGAGACGGGGAAGAUAGUAGCUCUGAAGAAGGUGCGGUUUGACAACUUUGAGCCGGAAAGCGUUCGGUUCAUGGCUCGAGAAAUUAUGAUUCUUAGAAGGCUUGAUCAUCCAAACAUUAUAAAAUUGGAGGGCUUGAUUACUUCAAAAUUGUCCUGUAGCAUAUACCUUGUAUUCGAGUAUAUGGAACAUGACAUUACGGGGCUCUUAUCUUCCCCUGAUAUCAAGUUUAGUGAACCGCAGAUUAAGUGCUACAUGAAGCAGUUGUUAUCUGGACUUGACCAUUGUCAUUCACGGGGUGUAAUGCACCGUGACAUCAAGGGAUCUAAUCUUCUAGUGAAUAAUGAAGGGAUCCUAAAGGUGGCUGAUUUUGGACUGGCGAACUUCUCAAAUGCUGGGCACAGACAGCCCCUUACUAGCCGUGUAGUUACAUUGUGGUACCGUCCUCCUGAACUUUUACUAGGUUCAACUGACUAUGGUCCUUCUGUGGAUCUCUGGAGCAUCGGAUGUGUGUUUGCUGAACUACUUGUUGGGAAGCCUAUCCUUCAGGGGAGAACAGAGGUUGAACAAUUGCACAAAAUCUUUAAGCUUUGUGGCUCUCCACCUGAAGAAUACUGGAAAAAGUCUAGACUCCCUCAUGCAACGUUGUUUAGGCCACAGCAACCGUAUAAUAGUUGUCUCAGAGAGACUUUUAAAGAUUUGCCUUCAACUAGUGUGAACUUGCUACAGACUCUUCUUUCCAUCGAACCAUACAAACGUGGAACUGCCUCUUCUGCUCUCUCAUCACAGUAUUUCAAAACAAAGCCGUAUGCUUGUGAACCAUCAAGCUUGCCGGUAUACCCACCUAGCAAGGAGAUUGAUGUGAAACAGCGGGAGGAGUCAAGGAGGAAAAAGAUUGGUGGAAGAGCGCGUGGACCUGAAACGAGAAAACCAUCAAGGAAGCCACUAGGAUUCAACAAAUUAGUCCCAACAGAGGAUUUAGCAAGUCAAACCCAGAAGUUCCAAAGGGUAAAUGGCAGGUCAGUCCACAUCCUCAAGGAAGGGAGCACCAAUGUAAGUAAGGAGGAAAUAAAGCCAUCUAGUGGCGAACCAGAUGAUGCUUCCCAUACGAAAAAUGCAUCUCAAGGAGAUAUUCCCUUUUCUGGGCCUUUGCAAGUUUCCACAUCAAGUGGCUUUGCAUGGGCAAAAAGACGUAAAGAUGACAUUUCAAUAAGAUCCCACUGCCGAUCUAUUUCAAGGGGGCAUAUUGUCAAUCCAUUGGAGUCUGCUGUACCAAAUUCGGUGAAUAACUUUGAUUCCAGAAACAUGGAAAAUAAGGAUUGUCUGGGACGCUCCAACUCUCGGAAUCAUGAUCCAUUUGAAAUCCCCAAGCUUGCCAUGCAAAAUCAAUGGAGCAAGUUUGAUCGCCCAGAUUCUUUUGAUGCUUCUGACGAAUACCACUCGCAGGAGCUAUCUAUGGCACUUUACCAUAGAGAGGAUUCAGUAUCCAAGAGAAGUAACCUGAGUUAUCAGGACCAAGGAGAGAAGGUUGAGUUUUCAGGACCGCUGCUAUCUCAAAUGCAUACUGUUGAUGAGCUCUUGGAAAAACAUGAACGCCACAUCCGCCGAACAGUCCGAAAAACCUGGUUUCAAAGAGGUAAGAAGCAAGGGAAGCAAGUAUAAUGUUAAUCACUUUUACUGAGGAAGGAAGUGGGCCAAUUGCUUUGAGGAAGGAAAAGGAGAACACACAUCCCUCCCCAACCCAGAAAAAGACUCUCCUCUUCCCGUUGCACAUCAUAUCAGAUGGCACAAGAAAUCUCUUUCCUGUAAGAGAAGACCAUCUCUCCAUUCUCCAAUCACAUGGCUAUGCGCAACAAAUAAACUGCAGAAUUGACGAAGAGGCGGUUAUCCGGCGGCAUAAUUAGCGCCUUGAGCCUUCAAUUCGUCAUUUGUACAACCUGAAACCGGGGGUCAAAAUGGAAGAGAAAGGUUUUUGGCUAUGGAAAUAUUAUUCUUCUGAUUUUUGGUCCGUUUUCCUGUAUGAUCGAAACCGCGUUCCUGACUUGCCUCUAUUGACUUCACCAUCUACUUGCAACUUUCAUCCGGCAAUGUAUAUAUGGAUCUGCCGUGACUGGAUUGAGCUUUUGGAAGAAAUCAAUCUACUAUUUAACCCAA
This is a messenger RNA of Neltuma alba, 3016 nucleotides long. Its product is annotated as protein IMPAIRED IN BABA-INDUCED STERILITY 1-like. The record is from RefSeq and is a predicted model, not a curated record. Lineage: Eukaryota; Viridiplantae; Streptophyta; Magnoliopsida; Fabales; Fabaceae. The transcript has 9 exons. Gene Ontology annotation, cellular component: nucleus; cyclin-dependent protein kinase holoenzyme complex. Gene Ontology annotation, biological process: positive regulation of transcription elongation by RNA polymerase II; protein phosphorylation. The coding region runs from base 470 to 2524 and encodes 684 amino acids. Gene Ontology annotation, molecular function: ATP binding; RNA polymerase II CTD heptapeptide repeat kinase activity.